This is a messenger RNA of Phytomonas sp. EM1, 1593 nucleotides long. Lineage: Eukaryota; Euglenozoa; Kinetoplastea; Trypanosomatida; Trypanosomatidae. The record is from the annotation of a GenBank genome assembly.
AUGUUAGUGAUCCCAAAAACUGUCAGGCUAGAUGUUGCCAUUCCAGAGGCCCAUCAGAAAGUCUUCACAACAUUGUUGAGGGUCAAUGCUGAGAAGGGUCUUAAUACUACCCUUCGUGUCGCCGGUGGGUGGAUACGCGACAUGCUUCUCGGGUUGUAUUCUAACGAUAUUGAUAUCGCCAUCGAGUCACAUUCAAGCACUUUGAUAUCGGGGGAGCGAUUUGCAAGCGAAGUAUCGGCCUUUGAGGCGGUAGAAAGCGGGCAGGCCCGGACAGUAGGCGUUAUUCGAGUUAACCCAGCCCUCUCCAAGCAUAUCGAAACUGCUACUGUAUGUGUGUGCGGCAUCCCGGUCGAGUUCUGCGCACUUCGAGCGGAUGAAUACUGUGAAAACUCCCGCAUCCCACAAGUAAGGCCUGCAACUCCCUUGGGUGACGCUCUCCGAAGGGAUUUUACCAUCAAUGCUCUCUUUUAUAAUCUCAACACUAACAUGGUAGAGGACUACACCACAGGCCUUGAGGACCUCCGUGAGCGUAUUAUUCGUUGCCCACUUUCUCCAAGGGAAACGUUUCACGAUGAUCCGCUUCGUUUGCUGCGAGGGGUGCGCUUUAUCGGACAACUGGGAAAACUGAAUUUUUGUCUUCAUAGCAGCAUCCUUGAGUGUGUGGACGACGAGCUGUUGGACAAGCUGUGCCAGAAGGUGUCUCGGGAGCGUGUUGGUAAAGAAUUCACCAAAAUGAUGACUGCUCCUCUUCCCGAAAGAUGCGUUGAGGUUCUUUUUGAGAUGCGUUUGCUUCAAAAAUACUUAUUGGCGGAGGUGUAUAUGAAGCAGUUGCCUGGCAAAAAGAAGUUUUCAUCGGAAAUCGAAAGAAUAGAAUAUUUACUUGAAAAAGAAUCUGAUGGCCAGGUCUCUCUCGCGAUCGUCGUGGAGCUCAACACCAUAGUAUCUCCACUGUUCUCAAACCCCUCUUCACUCCUCUUUGUGGAAGAGAGGGAAAGACUAAUGGCCAUGAUGUUUGAACUUAUAAUUCCAUUUUAUCGUGGUGCCACACCACUUGACGUGGAAAAGCGCCUUUACGCACUCUGUAUUAACGGUUUAAAGCUUCCAUUACAUACCUUUCACUGUAUUCAGGGCAUGGUGAACUGUUACAACGUGCUUCGAAGCCAUCGCCUGUCCAUUACAGACCUGCAGCAGUGUGUCGUGCAAGAUUCUACUAAGUUAAUCAUUUUUGAAGCUCUUGGCCACUUAAAUAAUGCUUCUGUUAUAUCGAACGCUUUCAAUAUUGUUCUUUAUACUUUCCUGAUAUUGGAGGAGCACAUGAACCUGUUACAUGCCACCGGGGAGCCAGAGGGAAUAAUGGACUUUUACAUACCGCUAUGGCGCCGGAUAAAGGCGCAACAAGGCUUACUCGAUGCCUAUAGGCUUCAACUACCAGUAAAGGGAAGCGAUUUGAGAACCAUUGAAGGGAUAAAGACAAGCGACAUUGGAGCUUUAUUAAUGGAUAUUCGUAAAAAAGUCGUACUGAAUUCAUCAAUUACUCGCGAAGAAAUUAUCGAUUGGCUAAAAGGGGUGGGUGCAAGUAAUCCAAAGGAUUGA